Messenger RNA from Sphenostylis stenocarpa, 1413 nucleotides. NCBI's taxonomy places the organism in Eukaryota, Viridiplantae, Streptophyta, Magnoliopsida, Fabales, Fabaceae. The record is from the annotation of a GenBank genome assembly.
AUGGUCCAUGAUGGACCCCGACCCAAUACAGUGGGUUUCCGGCCCACUUGCAAGUGUUCUUCCAUUGAUGAUAUUAGCGAUGAUUGUUUGGCUUGCGUUUUCCGGUUACUUGGCACCGCCGAUCGUAAUAGUUGUUCCCUUGUAAGUCGCCGCUGGUUCAAAAUCGAUGGACGCACCCGUCACUCUCUCUCCCUCACCGCAGAAUCUCAUCUCUCUCCCUUCGUCCCCUCUCUUUUCACCCGCUUCAAUUCCGUCACCCAACUCACUCUCAAAUGUCAUAGCUACCAAGUCAAGAGCAUCAGAGCCAAUACUCUCAUCCAUAUCUCCCAACUCUGCCGGAAUCUCACGCUCCUCGAAAUCCACGCCUCCUGCUAUCUCACCGACGUAGGCCUCGAACGCCUGGCUAUGAAUUGUAAGGGUUUGAAGAGGUUCUCCUUCGGAUCCUGCUCUUUCGGAUCCCGAGGUAUGGAGGCAUUCAUGCAUCAUUGCAAGGCUCUGGAAGAACUCUCCCUGGAUGGUUUGCAUGGAGCAAACGACGGGACUGUUGCAGCGUCAACGCUGAAACUGAAAGCCGUUUCUCUGAAGGACACCGUUCUUUUUUAUCCUUUUCUCGGCGCCAAGAAUCUGCGAGUCUUGAAGCUUCUUCGGUGCCCCGGGGAGUGGGAUAGGCUUUUCCAUUUGUUGGUGAACGAGGCUACUGGCAUAGUGGAACUCCAUCUCGUCUUGCUCGAAAUUAGCGAUGUAGGUUUGGAAGCGGUUGCAAAAUGUUCGAAUUUAGAAGUUCUGCAUCUGGUGAAGACACCUAAGUGCACGGACGCAGGACUGGUUGCAGUUGCGAAGGGGUGCAACAAGAGUUUAAGAAAACUUCAUGUUGGGUGGGAGCUCCAGAAAAUAGGUAACAGAGGUUUGACAGCGGUUGCUGAGUAUUGUGUUAACCUUCAGCAAUUGGUUUUGAUUGGUAUGAAUCUGAGCAGAGAGUGUUUUGAAAUGUUGGUUUCGAAUUGCGAGGGUUUAGAGCAAUUGGGGUUGUGUGGAAGCGAAAUGGUUAGUAACAUUGAGAUGAGCUGCAUUGCAGCGAAAUGUAGAGCUCUGAGAGAACUGUACAUCGAGGGUUGCCCUAUUUCUGAUGGUGGGUUGUUGGUGGUGUUUGGGUGUCCGAAAUUAGAGAGAGUGAAGGUUUGGAAGUGUGAAGGGGUGGAUUCCAGGGAAGAGUACGUACAGUGUGGGGAGCGAUCAGUGUAUGUAUGUUGCGACUUCCAAUAUUUGCAGAUUUCCAGCCCUAUAAUACCUGAUCCAUUUAAGGAAGGUACUGAAACAAGACCUUCUUUUAUGGGUUACCAAGGAACAAGGUUCAGGAAUAAUGUCUCAAAUGGAGAUCUUGGACCUCAGUUGAUGUGGAUUAAUCUUCAGUAG